UUUAUAUAAAAGUAGGUAAAAAAUUAUUUUACGAACAACACAACAACAGCGAGCUGUUGAUAACGAAACACGAUGACGUGUGCUUUGCCGUAAGUGAAAGUAACUUAUUAGUGGUAGGAGGAAUACGUGUAGGCCUUCAAUAUCGGUAAUACAGUCGACGAAGUGUUGCAGUCUAUCGCGAGUAGUGGUUUCGUUUACUCGGUUGUAAAGUACGUUCAUCUUUAUUAAAAAUGUGCGGAAUUUUUGCGUACAUCAAUCACUUGUCACCCAAAACCCGGCGUGAAAUUUUGGAACUACUCGUCAAUGGAUUAAAACGAUUGGAAUACCGCGGCUACGACUCUGCGGGCGUCGCUAUUGAUGCCGCCGAUCAGAAAGACAUAGCUGUGGUGAAACGCAGCGGUAAAGUAGCUGCGCUCGAAGAGCUCCUUCAGGAGCGCAGCAUUGAACUAUCACUUGAGGAAUGUGUGGAUUCGCAUUGCGGUAUCGCCCACACUCGUUGGGCUACCCACGGUGAGCCAAGUGCUUUGAACUCGCACCCGCAACGCUCCGGGGAAGAUAAUUCCUUUGUAGUGAUUCACAAUGGUAUCAUUACUAAUUUUAAGGAAGUCAAAACAUUCCUGGAAAAUAAAGGCUAUACUUUUGAAUCCCAAACAGACACGGAAGCGAUUGCAAAAUUGAUCCACCAUAUCUAUAGCCAGCACAAAGACUACAGUUUUCAAGAAUUGGUUGAACAGGUAAUCCAGCAAUUGGAAGGUGCUUUUGCUUUAUGUUUCAAAUCUCGUCAUUUUCCUAAUGAAUGUGUGGCAACUCGUCGUGGUAGCCCCUUGCUUGUGGGCAUUAAAACUCGCCGUCGGCUGUCCAGUGAUCAUAUACCUAUUAUGUACACCAACAACAAAGCCACACGGGGAGUUGUACCUCCAGUACCCAGGGUGAAUAGCCAUGCCCAUUUCCAACCUGAAGAAGAGAGAGAUGUUGAAUAUUUCUUUGCCUCUGAUGCUUCUGCUGUAAUUGAACAUACCAACCGAGUAUUAUAUUUUGAAGAUGAUGAUGUUGCUCAUGUUAAGGAUGGUGUUUUGAGUAUCCAUCGCUUAUCAGGCAGUAGCAGUGAUCCUCAUGAACGUGAAAUAUUCACUCUAAAACUGGAACUACAACAAAUUAUGAAAGGCAAUUAUAAAUAUUUUAUGCAGAAAGAAAUUUUUGAGCAACCUGAGUCUAUUGUAAAUACUAUGAGGGGACGUCUCAAUUUUGCAAAUGGUACUGUCACCCUUGGUGGUAUUAAAGAUUAUAUACCUGAAAUUAAGAGAUGUAGAAGAUUGAUGUUAAUUGCAUGUGGUACCAGUUAUCAUAGUGCAGUUGCAACUCGUCAACUUUUAGAAGAAUUGACUGAGCUUCCAGUGAUGGUGGAAUUGGCUUCUGAUUUCUUAGAUAGAAACACACCAGUGUUCCGUGAUGAUGUAUGUUUCUUUAUCUCACAGUCAGGAGAAACAGCUGACACACUGAUGGCCCUUCGAUACUGUAAACGUCAUGGUGCUCUUAUUGUAGGUAUUACCAAUACAGUAGGUAGUUCAAUCUGUCGUGAAUCACAUUGUGGUGUUCAUAUUAAUGCUGGACCUGAAAUUGGUGUUGCUUCAACAAAGGCCUAUACAUCUCAGUUUGUUUCACUUGUAAUGUUUGCCUUGGUUAUCAGUGAGGAUCGUAUAUCCUUCCAAAAACGACGUGCAGAUAUUAUAGCUGGACUUCAUGAGCUGGAAAGUAAAAUUCGCCAAGUUUUAGCUCUUGAUGCACAGGUCAAAGCUCUUGCUGAAGACCUAUACCGUCAGAGGUCGCUACUUAUAAUGGGUCGUGGAUACAAUUUCGCAACAUGUCUAGAAGGAGCGCUUAAAGUAAAAGAAUUGACGUAUAUGCAUAGUGAAGGUAUCAUGGCGGGAGAAUUGAAACACGGACCACUCGCCCUUAUUGACGACUCUAUGCCAGUCAUAAUGAUAAUGAUGCGCGACCCUGUUUACACAAAAUGCAUGAACGCAUUGCAACAAGUGACUGCUCGCCAAGGUCGCCCGAUCGUGGUGUGCGAGGAAGGUGACACGGAUACCAUGGCUCUAGCAUCGCGCGUUUUACAAGUGCCGAAAACAGUAGAUUGUUUGCAGGGAAUUCUCACAGUGAUUCCAAUGCAGUUACUCGCCUACCAUAUCGCAGUUUUGCGGGGCUGCAAUGUUGAUUGCCCGCGUAACCUGGCCAAAUCUGUUACCGUCGAAUAAAGCAGCUUUUACAAAACACCUACCGUAAUUGGCAGCAUAACUUAUAACUUGUUAAGCGAAGAACAAUUUCGUUAAUGAUAGAACAGCGUUUGUAUUACCUAUGUAAAGUUAUAAACAAUAGGAUUAUGUUACUACUAUCUAAUUAAUUUGUAUAUGCUACUUAGCUGACCCGGCGAAUGUUGUUUUCCCUCCUACUGUCAACCACCGGCUUAAUUUUUUCUCAUCAGGCUAAAAGUUAUGUUUCAAGUUGUAGUAAGCAAUACACAUUUAUAAAAUUUUAUUAACGUCUAUUGAGCAGUUUCGGAAAUUAGAGUGAAUGGACAUCGUGACACGAGAUUUUUUUGUAUUAAGUAUAUCUUAAUUUUUACAAAAAAAAAUUUUACAUAUUAACUAUGUCGAGAUACGUACUGAAAAUACGAAUAAAUAUCUGAUAUUAACAAUAAGACAUUCUGAAUGUGUAGUUACGAUCAAUUACGUAGGUAUUAUUAAUUUCUUAUUUAAUAUUAAUAGGUAUUAACUAUUUCAAUUAAUAGGUACCUAUAAUUCCCGUUACAAUUAAGUUACUCAUGGACAUAUUUUUGUAGUUCGCGUUAAAAUUAUGUAUAUGGUGUUUAAAAUUCACUACUGAGAUUAUUCAAUAUAGGCACUAAUUAGCACAAGAAUAAAUCCGCCCUUACAGUUUGGUUUAAAAAAAAAAAAACAAUAAAAACUUAGAUUUAAAAGCAUUUUUUUACAUAUUAUUUGUGCUUACCAGGAAUGCAAAAUUUAUUAUUUUAAUCGAGAGUCGAUGCCCUACAUGGGGUUCUUAAUGUUAUAUGCUUUGAUAAUAUAGAUGCGAAAUAUUUUGAUAAAUUCCAUUUCCAUAAAAUAAUAAUGAUGGAAUAUUUGUUUUAUAUACAUACAGAGGUUGAAUCUUGUUAUAGUUUUAUAUAAUAUUAAAUUGUCUCUUUAAUUUUUUGCAGUCGUAUAUUUUUGAACACCAUGUACUUAAGUAUAUUUCGUUGCCCAUUCGUAUUUUUGCCUUAUUUCCUUAUAUCUUUAUCGUUUUAAUUUUUAAUUUUACUGUAUAAGUGCUAAAAUAUAAAGAAGUGGAUAUUAUGUGACGAUUUAUUGUAGGAAUAGGAACCUAGUACUGAGUGUCGCGACAAAAGAACUAGUUAAUGGUUGAUUAACCUGUCUCGCAUUCCGCAAUUCUUUAUUCUCUAUUUCUGUACAUUCCUAUACUCUUAAGUUAUAAUUUCAAUUUAAAUUAAAAAAUUCCUUUUGCAUGAUGCAUAUGUGCAACAUUCCAUCAUUUUAUGUAUUCAGUAAGCGCCAAUAAGCACUAAGUGAAAUUUAUUUUUAAAGUUAUGUUACGUGCGCUGUGCUGUGCCACUCGCAUUAUGUUGACUAUUUUAUGGGUACAUUUAUUGGCUCGUAGAUAAUGAAGAUUUCUAUCUAAUCUAUAUGGCGAUGCCUUAUGUCAAUAUCAGACACGUAAGUACCUAUAAUAAUUACAAUAAAAUUUACCAUUCAUAUGGUUUUUGGAAGUUAUAGCUAAAAAUCUCAUUUUACACUUUUUCUUCUGUCAUAAUCGAAUCAAAUACGAAUUUAAAGUACUGCGCAAACAUUAUUGAUGUUAAAUAAUUAGUAGGUAUACUUACCUAGAUGGAUAUCUGUUGAUAAUGCACAAUAUUAUGAGAUUCGUAAUAUUUUUUAUAAAAACUGUAUAUAUAUAUAGGAUUAUACAAUAGACAAUAGUACAUAAUCAUUUGUAGUUAUGUAAUCUUAGAUAUAACAAUACAUGUAAGUUAGUGUUAUAGUUUCAAUUGUUUUUUUUUUCUAAAAGAUGUAAAAGUUUAUAAUAUGUGUACAUACAAGCAACAUUUUUAUUAUAGUAUAUUUAAGAUAUAUACAAUAAAUAUGUUAUACAUAAAAUAUAAAAUCAGCUGAGAUACUCAAGACCUUAUCACAUGCUUAAAUAUUGAUUUAUUAUAGAUACAGGUAGCUCCAACUUAGUUCUUCAUAUACAAAUAAAAAUAUUGUUACAUAUAUUAUGUAAAUAUAAAUAUUUUCAAAUCUGGCCAUCAAAAUAGUCGCAGAACAAGGAAAUAUAAGUGAUAAGUGCCUCUAUGUUAAUAUUGAUAAAGAGUGAUGAUUACUUACCCGAUUUAUACAACUAUAAUCAAUAUUUCAAACAUUAUAAUUUUUAUUACUGGUCUUUAUUAUUGAUAUUCUUUUAUGAGUAUCACAAUUAUUUGUGCAAUAAAUACUUAGUAUUUUUGUUUAGAUUCUUUCUAAGCUAAUCGCUAGUCAAAACAAAAUUGUUAGCUUGGAUUUUUUUGGAAUAUAUUUCUAUCGUGAUUUUAAUAUUUGAGUAAUUAUAAAAUUGUUACUCAGUAUAGUUAUAUUUUAUUUCUGCCUUUUAAAAAUAUGUAUACAACUAUAUGAUUUCUUUGCAUUGCAUUUUUAUAAAUGCAUUGCGAAUACUCCCAAUUAUUGUUAAAAAUAUAAGUUGUAAAUCUUUCGUUGUGUAAGUAUUGGCAAAUAAUGAAAGUGAAUUCUUUACUGAAUUUAAAUUAUCUACGCACAUCUAAAAGUUGCGACUACAACAAAUGAGUUUGUUUUUUUAAUAAAUAUUUGGAAUUCAUUAAAGUGUAAGUUUUAUGUCA
Molecule: messenger RNA, 4906 nt
Organism: Galleria mellonella (greater wax moth)
Lineage: Eukaryota; Metazoa; Arthropoda; Insecta; Lepidoptera; Pyralidae
Product: glutamine--fructose-6-phosphate aminotransferase [isomerizing] 1-like
Exons: 1
Coding region: 231-2255 (674 amino acids)
Biological process (GO): fructose 6-phosphate metabolic process; protein N-linked glycosylation; carbohydrate derivative biosynthetic process
Molecular function (GO): carbohydrate derivative binding; L-glutamine:D-fructose-6-phosphate transaminase (isomerizing) activity
Source: RefSeq, a predicted model, not a curated record